Macrobrachium nipponense is the source of this 3197-nucleotide messenger RNA. RefSeq names its product peroxidase-like. The record is from RefSeq and is a predicted model, not a curated record. Lineage: Eukaryota; Metazoa; Arthropoda; Malacostraca; Decapoda; Palaemonidae. Gene Ontology annotation, molecular function: peroxidase activity; heme binding. The coding region runs from base 542 to 3154 and encodes 870 amino acids. The transcript has 15 exons. Gene Ontology annotation, biological process: response to oxidative stress.
ACGGCGGAGGCAGAGCGAGCCAGCUCCUCUCAGGUUACACCGACGGGCUCACGAGACUUUCCGUGCUGCUAGGGCUUUCCAGGAAGGGAAGGGGUCCAGUCCUCCACCCUGGAUGGCGCUGCUGCAGCUACUCUUCGGCUGAGUCUGGCCGGCAGCGUACCGAUAGCUCAAGACUCCUUGGUUCUGGAAGACGCGUUGAUGGGGUUGUUUGAUUUUGUUUUGGGCUGUGCCAGUCGAGAUAAUUGCAAUUGCAAUGAUGAUUUGUGCGUGAUUGUGAAAAGUGGUGUGUGUUAGGUCUUCCGACUCGAGUCAACAAGUUGCACCAAUCCACAGAGAGAGAAAAGAUAUGGCAUCAUCUAUUUCCAAGUGCUGUCCUUAGACAGAGUUUUAAACUAUGGGUGAUUUCUAGGAACCACAUAAAUAAAAUGAAUAGAAAAAUCUAAUUGACGUCAAUUAGACCUUAAAAACUAAAAUUACGCCUGGAAGUAGAAAAGAAAAAUUAGUUCGAAAGUAACGAUAACGACUACAAUUACUAUACGCAAUGGCUUCAUCUGGCUAUAGUGAAAUACCGGGAGUCUACAGCGAGUCGCCUAGGCCUAUGGUGAAUGUGAGGAGAACAAUCAGGUCAUACAGAUACUGCCUAGCAGCCUCUUGCUUAGUAGUGAUCGUGGUGCUUCUCUCAGCCCUGGUGUCAGUACUGAUUGGUCAAAGCAUUGAAAAGGCUGCUCAAGAACUCACUUCGCCCGCCAAUCAGUCGCUUGUGACGCUUUUGUCAUUAACUUGGCCAAGAAGAGAUGACUCAUGGUACUGUCAACGUUGGAGACACGCCAUGUUGCGCCUGGCUGACGACCCAAGCCAAAAAGUGUACCCAGACCUCCCACAGGACCCGGCCGACCCACACAACCCGAACAGCACCCUGUGGACCAGGCCAGACAAUUCGACUUUUCCCAAAAACGAUACCUGGAAUUGGAACAGACAGGCAUCUCAAGGUCUCAAUUGGACCAGCUCUGAUAUCUCAGACUCGUUAGCCACAGGUUCCAAGAAGCAGAAGGAAAUCACGAAGAUCGAAGACAACAUCGCCAAGAAGAACCUCAGCUUGGUCAGAGGGUCUCCCUCCUACAAGCAUCAGGUUGGCUUCAGGAAAACAGAUCCUUUGGCCACUAAGAUGGCUAAGCAAGGAUACCUCAUGGACCACGCCUCUGCCGACAUGAAGAACAGGACCAACAUGACCCGAGAGCACGCAACCUUCGACAUGCAAUGGGCAGGUGACCUCUCGGAGUCGCCCUACUGCGACAAGACCCUCCUGCGACCUAGGCCAGGCCCCUGUGACCCCCACGCGCGCUACAGGAGCGUGGACGGAUCCUGCAACAACGUGGAUCAUCCGCUGUGGGGCGCCUCGUUCACUUCCUUCAGGAGAGCCAUGCCUCCAGACUAUGGCGACGGUGUGUCAUCGCUUCGCAUAGCCUACGACGGAGGUCAGCUUCCCAGCGCCCGAGAAAUCAGCAGCAAAAUCCACGUGAACAAACCAGCCGAAUCUCAGUCCUACACCAUUUUACUGAUGGCCUGGGGUCAGUUCAUUGACCACGACAUCACAGCCACGGCGUUAGCUAAAGGUAACAACGGCAGCAGCUUCCCUUGCUGUACGCUGGAGGUGUCGAACAACACGCCCAGUCUCCUACACCCUGAAUGCGCUCCUAUAAGGAUCCCCGACGACGAUCCGGAUUACUCGCCCUUCAACCAGACCUGCAUGGAAUUCACGAGAUCGGCGUCUGCACCUCGAUGUAUAUUCGGACCUCGGGAACAACUCAACCAGCAAACGGCUUACAUCGACGGAUCCGUGAUUUAUGGCACAAAAGACGAAGAGCUGAUGACUCUCAGAACUCACGUAGAAGGCUUGUUAUCCACUCAGGUGACUCUCGACGGAAGGGAACUCCUGCCACCUUCUUUAGAUCCAGAUGACGGAUGCAACACCGAAGACAAUUACAAAUACGACCAGUACUGCUUCAGAUCAGGUGAUGCCCGGGUGAACGAGCAGAUUCUCCUGACCGCCUUCCAUACCAUAUGGGCACGCCAGCAUAAUCUACUUGCCACAACUCUGAGGGACCUUAAUCCUGACUGGGACGACGAAAUGCUUUUCCAGGAGACGCGUAGGAUUGUCAUUGCCCAAAUGCAACACAUCACCUACCACGAAUAUGUACCGAGUAUCCUAGGUCCUAAAUUUAUGAAAUCUAUGAAGCUGAGCCCGUUAGUUGGCGACCAACAAACGGAUGAUUACGAGGAGACGAUGAAUCCUUCCAUAGCAAAUGAAUUUGCAGCUGCUGCUUUCAGAUUUGGUCAUAGCCAGGUGCAGGGACUCGUCCAGACCGUAGACGGGUCGGGGAAAAACGUUGCGUUCUCCCAGCUCAAGAAGUACUUCUUCAACCCUUUCAUUCUCUACAACCCAGGUGAAAUGGCCAAUUUGGUAAGAGGAGAAGUGUCCCAGAGCGCAGCAGCUGUUGACACAUUUUUCAGUUCCCAGGUCAGUCUUCACCUGUUUCAAGGUAGUGAAAAGAUCGGUCUAGACCUUGUCUCUCUCAACAUCCAGAGAGGGAGAGACCACGGUCUGCCUUCCUACAACAGAUGGAGGAUGUAUUGUGGACUGAAGCCUGCUUCUAACUUCUCCGAUCUCGUCGAAGAUAUGGACGUAGGGGCCCUGGCAACCAUCAUGAAGACUUACAGGCACAUCGAGGACGUCGAUUUUUACACGGGAGGCCUAGCAGAGAGGCCUAUUGAAGACGGUCUAGUUGGGCCUACCUUCGCCUGCGUCCUAGCAGACCAAUUCCUUAGGCUUAAAAGAGGGGACAGGUAUUGGUACGAGACGUCAGAUGAACCACAGGCUUUCACGAAAGACCAACUCGUCCAAAUCCGCAGGAUAUCACUCUCAAGAAUCCUAUGCGACAACGUCCCGGAAUUAGGAUCCAUCCAGCGAUGGCCGUUCAGGACCUUCUCCACAGGGAAUCCUAGGCUCCCUUGUUCCUCCCAGUCCAUCCCUAGGAUGGACUACGGCGCCUGGGAAGAAGGAGACCUCUUCUCAAGGGCGUACCUCCUCAGUCCGGACGUUAGACCUAGGCUUUCGGAUAAAGAGCCAUCUGACGUUCCAUUGUACAAAGGAUAACGUUUAUCAUAAGGUCUCUAGUGCAUUUUCUAUGGCAUUUUAU